This is a messenger RNA of Amblyraja radiata (thorny skate), 4003 nucleotides long. It is a transcript of the gene gab3, whose product is annotated as GRB2 associated binding protein 3. Gene Ontology annotation, biological process: signal transduction. The record is from RefSeq and is a predicted model, not a curated record. The transcript has 10 exons. Gene Ontology annotation, cellular component: cytoplasm. The coding region runs from base 300 to 2141 and encodes 613 amino acids. Gene Ontology annotation, molecular function: signaling adaptor activity. NCBI's taxonomy places the organism in Eukaryota, Metazoa, Chordata, Chondrichthyes, Rajiformes, Rajidae.
GGGCGCGAUGUGUGCGUGUUUGUUGUUUACCUCGCGUCAGGCCGCGAUAUGACUAUUAUUGGACAGCUCUGUGUAAAUGGGUGGGAUAAGUGGUGUGUGUGGCUCCCUCGCUAUUUGCUUCCGCCUCCGAACAGAAGGAACUUGUGCCAUUAGACAGAUGACAGAUACUGGGAUGGAUUUAACAUUGCACCGUGCAUGGGAAAGCUGAGUUGACAGCGAAAUCAAACACUCACACACACACACACACACACACACACACACCAAAAAAAAAAGAAACGUUGUCCUGGCGACUCGCAGGCAUGAGUGUGGAGGACAUCGUUCACACCGGCUGGCUUAUCAAAUCGCCCCCAGAAAGGAAAUUAAGGCGCUAUGCCUGGAGGAAACGCUGGUUUGUGCUGCGUAGUGGGCGACUGAGUGGAAACCCGGAUGUCCUUGAAUACUACAAAAACCAUCACUCUAAGAAACCACUGCGUAUGAUAAACCUCACCGAGUGCAAUAAUAUUGAAGCCGGGUUGAAGCUCAGGAAAAAGGAAUUCCAGAACAAUUAUGUGUUUGAAGUGAAGACCCCAGCAAGGACAUUCUUCCUGGUAGCUAAAACUGAGGACGAGAUGAAUCAAUGGGUGCGGCACAUCAGACUGAUCUGUGGGUUUGGCUCAAAUGACGAUGGAACAGAUUCCCUUGGCAGUUCGUCCCCUACCACCUCCUCGUCACUCCAACCAUCUCCUGAUGUGUCAACUCAUUCGCAACAGCCAUUGAAUCGAGAUCAAUCUCCCUCAAUUCAAGAUUCCGACACAGAAGCUGGAUCCAGGAGAAGUGAAUCAGACUCCACGCUGUCUGCCUCCAUGCCUCUAGAUUAUCUUAUUUUAUCCCAAUGCGAGACCAAAUCAAUAGAUACAGCCAGAAGCAACAGUUGUUCCCCAUGUGACAAAUCGUUUGAUCAUUCCUUCGAGUUGUUGGGCUCGGAAGAUAUUCAAGAGAAUCUACACUCCAAGAGCAGGACGCCAACAUCGUUGAGUUGCAAUGUGCCUAUGUACAAGAACUUGCAAGAUUCGCAAAUGGUCUUUCAUCCCAACCAAGAUCACAGUGGACCUUCCUCUGCCUCCUCAUCUCCAUUGUCAGUUUACUCAUUCUCACAAAUCUUUAACUUUGACAAAAACCACAAUGCUUUACCCUUUGGGGUAACAGGGAUUCAUCUGUUGUCCAACACCCCACCUCCACGGCCACCAAAACCAAACCAACUAGGUGACCAUGAGAAGAUACACAAGGUGGUUCAGAAUGGAGAUGGUGCCUACGCCGUCAACCCAGCGCCGUUACCCAAAAGAAUCCCUCUUUUAAGUGCGGAGAAAGCAAGAUGUUGGAAAGACACUGAAGAAUGUAAUCUGUUCCCUUUUACUGAUUACCAAGGGAAUUGCAUAACAUCUGCAGAGGAAGUCUUCAAUGCCAACCUGCAGAGACUACCUGCCCAUCACUGCAGUGACUUGGAUAGCGGUGAGGACAGUUACGUUCCUAUGAAUCCAGGAUCUUCUCCAAUAAUAUCUGCAGCUGACUGCACAUCAGAUGGCUACAUUCCUAUGAGCCCGGCUUGUACCAAUCUGGUCUUGCAAUCAGUCACCGUAGACAAUCCACCAUUACCUACGGAUAUAGAACCUCCUCCAGUCAACAGGAACCUCAAGCCUCGAAUCAGAAAGAUCAAGCCACCACCUUUAGAUUUGACGAACUUGUCGACGAUCAGGGCAAACUGCAACCGUCCCGGAGUCAGCCGGACGCGGAGUAUGCCGUUCAGGUGGAGUACAGCCAACUGCAGCAUAUCCGACAGCCAAACAUUAUCAGCCAGAAGCUUUUACAACACCUUCGAUGGGGAUUGCGAAGAAACUUACACUGCAAUGGAACGCUCAAGCUCUGUGUACAAUGGUAAUGGCAGCAAUCACUGGCCACGGACAUUAAACCUUGACUAUCUAGCCUUAGACUUCAAUGCAACAUCUCCAUCUCCUGUUCAGAAGAAACCAUUCCUUUCAUCCAUGCUGGAAGAGCGGGUGGAUUAUGUCCAAGUCGAUGAACAGAAGACCCAGGCUCUGCAGAACACUAAGGAGGAAUGGACUGACGUACGUCAAUCCUGUAACAUGUCAAAACCUUUAAAAUGAGGGAUUUUUACUACAACCACAAGCAUUACCAGCUACGAAAUAGACGGAAACGAGGCCAAUAUGGUUCUAGCAAUCACAGAUUGCAGGAAUAAGUUAAACAUGUUCUUCUAUUAAUGAAUGAGUGAAGGUAAAAUGACAACAGGCAGCUUGCUCAUUGUUGAUUCAGUCAGAAAUAUGAAAAUAUGAUUUGAAAAAUAUUGAUAUCUUUCAAACAGUUUUCCUGUGAAGUUUUUGGUCAGGUACUGUGUCAAAUACCACUGAGGAGUUUGCCAAAUGAUUUUUUUUAAACUGAAUAUCCAGUAAGAGAGAUCAAACCCUUAGUGCUGGACACUACCGGGAUUAAAGCAAAGAGUAAAAGAGAAGAAUACAUACAGUAAGAUCAGGAAAAGUAGAUGAAGUUGUACCUAAACUCCAGAAGCCUACUAAUUGUAAGAGGAAUGUCAGGGCUAAGCAAAGGCAGUCUGCAAUGAAUCCUAUCUUCAAAGCACUGGAAAUGUGGGAGAGCCAAAACAAAAAAUGCAACAUAAUGCUCUAGGAUGCAAGAGGGAAAGUUCAUACAAGCAUUAAUUAUAAUAGCAUUAACUGUGGUCUGGAUGAGAGAAACUUUAAGGGCAAGGAAUAACAGGAGCGGGCAUCAAGUGUUCUUGUAUCCAAAAAUGUAAACAAUCUUUUUCAUGCACGAAAGUAUUAUCCAAAUUACUUGCAGGAAGUCUCAGCCUGAACCAAGUGAGAAUGAUGAGACAAUUGAUAUUGAUAUUUUGAAGGGUGAUUUCAACCAUUUUGAUCACCGAAGGCCGUUUAGCGCAAACAAACUGAACACGUUGGGGAUCUGAAAUGAAAACAGAAAAUGACACAAGUACUCAGCAGGCUCUUCAACGUCUGCAGAGAGUAAAAUAGAGUUCAUGUCUCAUGGUAUGGAAGUUCAUGUUUACGUUAAACAUUAAUUCCACUUCUCUUUCACUAGCUGGUUCCUGACCUGCUGGGUUUAUCCAACAUCUUGUGUUUUGAGACUGGUUUCAUCUUUUGGUUGGCCACCCUUCUUUGAUUAUGGGUCGGAACUUAAGAAUAGGCUGAGCGAAACUAUUAUGAAGCAAGAUGGCAAAAAAUACUUUCGGAAAAUUGUGCUGAAGCUGCUGGGCGGUUCUGCAAUUCCCAGUGAGAUGCUUCCAAAUCUUCUUUACUUUCCAAUCAAAAUACCUUUUUUUACUGCCUCAUUCCAAGAUGACUAUGUUGCCUGGAAUUAUUAACACACUUAUUGCACUAGUUUAUCAGGUAUAGCCGUUCUCAAACCGGGCAGGUGGAUUUUUUUUUUCUGAGUCAACAAAGAACGUAAAGAAUAGAUUUAUAGUUUAACUCAGGAGCAGAGACAGCGUUGUGGGUAAAGCAGGUGUAAGAAACUUAUUCUGAAAAUGCAGAGAAAGAAUAAUGCCACUAGGAGAGGUAGAAUGACAGAUUUGGAUCAAGACCCUCUAUUUGAACAAGACCACAAACAAAACCAUCAACUUCUUACAGAAGCUGAAAUAUCUGAUGUGCUUUCCCCAUAUUUUCUGACCUUCUUAUACAAGCAUGGGCAGUCGAUUGUCAUUUGUCAUUAUUAGUGAAGAGACUAUCGGCUCUCAGAUCCCCUCACUCUCUUAUUUCAUUAAAUAUUUUCCUGGCCUUAAGCAGAAGCAAUGGCAUUCCCUUCCUUGGGAAAAUAAUAAUCUAAAGAUUAUCACAACCUGUUUUCCUUCUUUAACUAUUUACACAAAUCCUUUCUUUCAAAUUGGGUGGCAUGGUGGCGCAGCAGUAGAAUUGCUGCCUUGCCGCAUUAGACCCGGGUUCGAUCCUAACUACGGGUGCUGUCUGUACGGAGUUCGUAC